Polychytrium aggregatum is the source of this 2037-nucleotide messenger RNA. RefSeq lists its product as uncharacterized. The transcript has a single exon. Lineage: Eukaryota; Fungi; Chytridiomycota; Chytridiomycetes; Polychytriales. Bases 1 to 2037 code for a protein of 678 amino acids. The record is from RefSeq and is a predicted model, not a curated record.
AUGGCUUCUCCGUCUCCCGAUGCGUCGGGCAAGAGCACCGUCUCGCUUCCCACCUCAACCUUUGCCGUCGUAAUCGUCUCGACGGUGGUUCUCACAGUCGUCGUGGUCGCAGCAACGCUGGCGUUGUUUUUACGGAUCCGGAAACGCAGAAACUUGCCAGUCUCCUCCCUGGACGGCUCCAAGUCGGCCCUCCCCGAGCGAGAGAGCCUGCUUGGAACCCCCGCCGGUCUCAAUCCUCGCUGGCUUACGGCCUCGGGCAACUGGUCCUCCCGGACCGCCGCCCGUGCCAAUGGGCCAGCAGAAGGACUCGCCAGCGGACCACCAAGCAGCGCCGUUGCAUCGUCGCCCUUCCAUGAGCCGCAAUCCUCGUCCGUGGGCUACUCGAUGCUCGCAAGCCAGCCCAUCAUCCAGCCCCGCAAGGAUUCACUGCCGUAUGUCGACUCGGAAGGCUCCUCGGUCGUCUCGGCCCCAUCCAACGCUCUCGACUACUCGGCUUUGUCCCAGGUCUCUCGUCAAUCCCGUCCCUCGACCGCAUCGUCCAGCCUGCCGUCGCGCUCGCCGCUCUCGGUCUGGCCGCCACCGCCCAUGUCGGCUUCGGCUCCGGCAGCGUCGUCGCUGGGCCUUGCACUUGACAACCGCCGCCAGACCGAUUUCCUGGCCGAUGCACCUCGGUACCAGCCCGUCCAGAAUGCAUCCGAGCUUCCCCAAGGCCUGCCCGGCUCUCGAAUCCCACCCAUACGUCCUCCCCCGAUCCGCACCAUCCCCAACCCGCCUGCGACUGCUGGUCCGCCACGCUCUGCUCCUCGCCUUGACGCAGCGUCCCCGCCGCUGGCAGACUCCCCAUUCGCCAAGUCUCCAAGCCGGUUCCUGCUGAGGCCCAUCGGCCCACCGCCUCAGUCGCCUUUGCCACCCAUACCGGACGAUUCAGAAGAGCCCCGCAACCGCGAACUCAGUCCCGUCCAGCCCAGCUCCAACGGCGCACCGUUCUCGAUCUUCAGCAGCCUGGAGCGGCUCUUUGACCGGCGACGUCAUGCACCGACUCCCGAACCCGAAAGCGUCCCGGAUGUCUAUUAUCAAGUCAAUAACCCUGCUGCAAAUGCCAACGCCUUGGUGACCAUCCACCCCAUCAAUGUCUCGACGACAGGACCGGCCAAGCGCAUGUACCCGCCCCGCAAUUCGUCCAUCGGGAAGACGCUCGAGGACUCGGACGACAGCGCCCAGCUUGCUCCUCCGGACGCCCCUGCCCUGCCUCCGGGCUCUCUCAAUCCCACCGCCGGAUCCCUGUCGGACUCGGCCAGUGCCUCCAGUUCCAACUCAAGUCCCGGUGCUGGCACCAAUCUCAGUCCAAAGGAUAGCCCGACUACCAGCCAGAUCCCAUCUGCUACCACCACCACCACCGCCACCACCACCGCCAACCCAGAUCCGCUCCGGCGCGCCAAGGACAGCUCGCUCUACGACUCGUAUCCCUUGGAUGCUGUUCCCAGAUCCAGCUCAUACGAAGAAGCGCAGCGGAUACGGCAGCAAAUCGCCGACAUCACCGCUCUCGUCGAGAAGAUGGAAAAGCGAAAGACAAACCCGGUGGGACGCGGAGACCAGCCUCGUCCCAAGCUUCUGCUCUCGCUCGAGGAGAACGAUGCCGAGGCUCCCACAACAACCGACAGCACCACCAGCACCGCCAGCACAGUCAGCGGACGGGCCGGAACCAAGGCCACAAAGAGCAACGGAAAGCCGCUCAAGUCUGCCCUGCGAAAGAAGCCCAUCCCACCCGAACCCCGGACGCCGUCCUCGGCCAGAGACACAGCGCCAUGGACCAGAGACACUCCAACAUCGGCCGAUGCCACAUCCGUCAUUGGUGGCCCAUGGACGCCGACCCCAGAGCUGCUGAAGCUGCCGCCGCUCGAGCCUGUCGCGACGGAUCGGUCGUCGGAAACCUCAUCGGACCUCAACAACCUGGCCCAGCUCUCGAUUAUUGCCUCGGAGCAAAUGUCGGCCGAUGUAGGCGCAUCCUCUCUUCCUCUGGCAGCAACAGCACCAUGA